AUGGCGCCCAUCGACGACAGCCACGACGCCCGGAUAACACCCGCCAGCCCGGCCAACGUCGCCGAGCUGCUCAACCAUGCCUGGCAGCACGACCUCGCCGCGCUGAAGCCUCUCCUCCGCGUGCCCGGCCCCGCGAGCGUCCAGGACCCCAAGACCGGCGAGACUCCCUUGCACGCCGCCAUCCGCGCGUGCGGGCCCGCCGCGGACGCCUCUGCUUCUUCUCCCGAUGUCGUUGCCAAGGCGGCCGCCGUGGUCAGCGAGCUCUUCAUGAGCGGCGCGAUCUGGAACGACGUCGACAGCAACAACGAGACGCCCGGGUGCGUGGCCGCCCGCCUGGGCCUCGAGCCUUUGUACACGGCGUGCAUGGAGGCCGGCGUGCGGGCGGAGCUGCUGUUCGGCCUGCUCGACGGGUACGAGGAGCUCGAGUCGGAGGCCGCCGAGGACGAGAUGCUCAAUGCCGAUGAGGAGGGUGGGGGCGAUGAGGCGCCCGAGCUCACCACCGCGACUGCCGCCGGCGAAGCAUCCAACGGCCAGGCAAAGGCAAACGAGGAGGACGAGGAGGAAGAAACCAACAUCGUAGAGUCAGACCCCGACCGGGCGUUCAAGCCCCCGACCGACCCGCACACCGUCACGUCGCGCGACUACCUGCAGUCCAGCCUGACCUACACCGAGGACGGGAAGCUGCUCGACUCGUCCGACAACGGCGUCAUGAUGGCCUGGGAGACCAGCAUCAUGCGCGCGUCCGUCGACUCCCUGCUCACCCCGGCCCUACCCUCCGGCAAGAAGAUCCUCAACAUCGGCUUCGGCAUGGGCAUCGUCGACUCCAUGUUCGCCGCCACCUCCCCCGCGCGGCACCACAUCAUCGAGGCGCACCCGGCCGUGCUCGAGCACAUCCGCACCAACAGCGACCCCACCUGCUCCAGCAAGGACACUUCCAGGAACUUUGGCGCCAGCUGGGAGGCCAAGGGCUCCGAGGAGGGCGCGUACAAGGUCCACGCGGGCCGGUGGCAGGACAUUGUCCCGCAGCUCAUGGAGGCCGGCGAGACGUACGACGCCGUGUACUUUGACACGUUUGGCGAGGACUAUGCCCAGCUGCGGCACUUCUUCACCGAGCACGUGCCAUAUCUGCUCACAGAGACUGGUGCAUUUGGGUUCUUCAACGGACUUGGUGCGGACCGCAAGAUUUGCUACGAUGUGUAUACGCGCGUCGCUGAGAUGCAUCUGAGCGAUGCAGGCUUGGACGUGGAGUGGCAGGAGCUUGACGUUGAUAUGAAGAGGCUUGGCGAAGAGGGCAAGGGUGACUGGGAAGGUGUCAAGAGGCGAUACUGGACACUUGACAAAUAUCGUCUACCGAGAUGCACACUCAUGGGUUAG
This is a messenger RNA of Microdochium trichocladiopsis, 1374 nucleotides long. RefSeq names its product arginine N-methyltransferase 2. The transcript is spliced from 3 exons. The coding region runs from base 1 to 1374 and encodes 457 amino acids. Gene Ontology annotation, biological process: peptidyl-arginine methylation. The record is from RefSeq and is a predicted model, not a curated record. Gene Ontology annotation, molecular function: protein arginine N5-methyltransferase activity. Gene Ontology annotation, cellular component: nucleus; cytoplasm. NCBI's taxonomy places the organism in Eukaryota, Fungi, Ascomycota, Sordariomycetes, Xylariales, Microdochiaceae.